Molecule: messenger RNA, 2043 nt
Organism: Aspergillus ibericus CBS 121593
Lineage: Eukaryota; Fungi; Ascomycota; Eurotiomycetes; Eurotiales; Aspergillaceae
Product: beta-lactamase/transpeptidase-like protein
Exons: 2
Coding region: 312-1907 (531 amino acids)
Molecular function (GO): aminopeptidase activity
Source: RefSeq, a predicted model, not a curated record
GUUACCGGGUGUUUCUGUCCCUUUCAACCGCCGAGGUCUGCUUCCCGGAAAUGAUGAGAUGGCGGUCAUAGCGUGUCUGUGUUCAUAAGGAUACUACGGAGUAGUAAACAUUAUUUGUAACUUCUCUGACAGCAUAUGCUUCUGAUCCUGCCAGGUAUACAGUAUCAGACUAUCGAUAAGAUGACCCCGCAUGGACCUGCCGAUUUGGGUUAGACGGUAGUGCGACACUGACUCUGGCCAGAACUCUCCUCUACUGCUACUCUGCUAUCAAACAACUAAGCUAGUCAUCGAUUCGACAUUGGAUUCAUACAAUGACGGUCCCAAACAUUCAAGCUCUCCUCGAGACACUCCCGGCCUCUUAUCGAGGCCCUGGCGGAGCGGUCGCGGUCGUCAAGAAUGGCGAGCUUGUCGGACAGCAGGUCUGGGGCUAUGCCGAUCUACGGCGUCGGAUCCUCAUGGGCCCAAACACUCUGAUGCCGAUCUGUUCCAUCACGAAGCAGAUGCUGUGUCUCAUCCUGAAAGAUCUCGAGCGCAACCCCACGCCCGAGAUGGCAAAGCGGGGCAACGUGUCUCAGCAGCUGGCGGAUGGUCUUUGUGAAGUGAUCCCCCGCGAGCUGAUCGACACCGGGCUCCGGCUGGACCAUUUGCACAAGAAUCAGUCGGGCAUUCGGGACUAUUGGGCCAUGUCGAUGUUCUGGGGGACACAGCCGGAGGGAGAGUUCACUCUCGCGGACGAUGCCAAGAAAGCUCUCGGUCGCACAAAAUCCCUACACUAUCAGCCCGGCACGCAGUACUCAUACUGUAACCUAAACUUCCAUAUACUGGCCCGAGUUGUCGAGCACGUCAGUGGAAAACCACUCGGGGAACUGCUCGCUGAGCGUCUCUUCUCUCCCGCCCAGAUGACGACUGCCGCCCUCUGUCCCGACAACGCCCAUCUGCCCCCGCCCUGUGUGGGAUAUGAAGGGGACGAGACUUCGGGUUAUAUUCCUGCGAUUAACCGUACGCAAUGGGCCGGCGAUGCAGGCGUUGUGGCUUCUCUAGAAGACAUGGUGGCCUACGAAUGUUACCUGGACCAGGCUUGGGCCGACCCGCAGAGUCUGUAUCGCGAGAUGGCCCAAGAUCCCACAUUUGAACACGGCAGGCCUGCUAGGUAUGGAUAUGGCUUGGAGCAUAUGAAGAUCGGGCAGAUCGCUACGAUUGGCCAUGGAGGAGCUAUCCGUGGAUUCCGUCUGCACCGGAUCCAGGCUCCAUCGGAGCGACUGUCGGUGGUGGUGAUGCUCAAUCACCAGGCGGAUGCUGCCGCGGUGGCGGGACGCAUCCUUCACGAAAUCCUCGGACUUCCUAGACGGGUUCCCCUGGUUUCUAUUCCGUCCCCUAGCUGGGAAGGCUAUUUCUUUGACCCGGAUGCUCAGUUGGUAGUCCAUGUUGGUGUAGGCAGACCCGGCCAAGUCAUCGUCACAUAUACGGGGGAUAGCGAGACAUUGAACCUGGUUGAUGAAGGUCACGCGGAAUCGGGCUCUACAGCUGCCACGAUCAGUGUCAAUCACCUCAUCCUUCACCGUAUGGAGGAUGGACGUUACAUCCAUACCAAACGGAUCAUUGCAGGCCAACAGCCGGCCGAGGAUUAUGUCGGCGAUUAUCACUGCGCCGAAGUCGACUCCACGUUCCACUGCAGGGGGGGCGGUUUCAUGCUGUACGGAUUUUUCGACGGAUUCCUGGGCCAAGGGCCCGUGGAGCUCAUGCGAUAUCUAGGAGAUGAUAUCUGGCUUCUCAGGUGCGCACGUGGCUUGGAUGCGCCGGCGCCGGGGGACUGGACGGUCGUAUUCCAACGUGACGAUCAUGGCGCUAUCACCAGCGUUGUCUUUGGAUGCUGGUUAGCUAGAAAGGUUGUCUUUGUUAGACAGUGAGUAGAAUGUCUCCAAGAGAUAAGAAACAGAAAUCUAUUACUCAGAUUAAUGGCAACCAAGGAAGUCCAGGGUUUCAGAUGAUCAAGCUAUCUGUAUUCCAUGGAUCCUCGUAUGUUUGAAACUCCGGCCAGAUCGA